AUGGAUUUGGCGUCUACGUAUACGGUAUUUUUCAACACAGACGCGCCCGACCAUCACGACUCUUCUCUCCAUUUAUGCACGAACAAUGGGGGCGAAAAUAAUGAAAAUUGUUUACCAAUUUAUUGGGAAAAUUUGAGCGUACACGCAAUGAUUAAAAAAGACCGGUGGUUACGUUCGAGCAUCACCACUAGAAAACUUUUGUUAAAUAAAGUCGAAGGAUAUAUACCUCCGUGUUCACUUGUAGCCAUCAUGGGACCAAGCGGAGCUGGAAAAAGUACUUUGAUGGCUGCUCUGGCUAAUAAACUUCCAGCCCAAAUCGAACUUGAAGGAAGAGCAAAAAUAGGAAGUCUUUCUGUUAGAAAUUUUGAAAGCCACAAUUUUGGAUAUAUGUAUCAACACGAUUUAUUCUGUGGAUCUUUAACCGUAAAAGAGCACCUUCAUUUCAUGGCUAAAUUAAAACUAGACAGGAGAACAACUGACAAAAAUCUGAAAGCUCGAGUAUCGGCGGUUAUAGAAGAAUUAGGUCUUGGGCAAUGUGAAAAUACUAGAAUUGGGGCUGGUGGGGAAAACGGAAAGACAACGUUAUCGGGUGGCGAGAGAAAAAUUGUGUCGUUUGCAACUGAGCUUCUUACCGACCCAUCAUUUCUAUUCUGUGACGAACCCACAACAGGGUUGGAUUCAUACAGUGCUCAAAAAGUCAUUAAAGUUAUGCAACGAUUAGUGUCUGAUGAAAGGAAAACGGUUGUCUGUAUAAUUCAUCAGCCUAGUACUGAGCUUUUAAAUGCAUUCAACCAGUUGAUUUUAGUAGCUGAUGGAAGAAUCGCCUAUUCAGGACCACCCAACAAGGCUAUUUCGUUUUUUGAGAGUGUUGGUUAUCGCUGUCCUGAUAAUUAUAACUCAGCAGAUUUUAUUAUGAAAAUAUUAUCAGAUAGUAACGAAUCUGUAAAUACAGUUUGUGAUGAAUUUGCAGCUAGUAAACACGCAGAAAUAGUAAAAAAUGCUAUUACGAAUGAAAUAUAUUUUGAUACAUCAAGUUUAUCAGUACUUCGAAAUCACUUAUCACCGUUUUGGCCGGUGAAACUGUACCACCUGACGGGAAGAUAUUUUCUGGAGAAAAUCCGCAACCCCACCAUCGACAUCCACAGGUUUUUGCAAAAAGUCGGGAUCGCUAUCAUGGUCGGCUUGUGUUACUUGGGCACAGUGCAACAGACUCAAGUCGGCAUACAAUCGGUGCAGGGCGUAUUUUUCAUGCUGAUCACGGAGAACUUCUUCACGCCCAUGUAUUCGGUGAUGAAUCAACUGCCCACACAACUGCCCCUGUUCAGGAGAGAGUACACUUCGGGCCUUUACGACGCCCCGACCUUCUACAUUGCCAACAUACUGUCCUUCAUCCCCACGUUGAUCAUCGAGCCCACGGUGUACACGACAAUCGUUUACUGCAUGGCCGGUAUGCAAACCGAUCUGUAUGGAUAUUUUCUCACGGUAAUCAUCACGAUUCUGGUGAUGGCCGUAUCCACUUCUUGCGGUUACAUGUUCAACAAUAUUUUUGGAUCCUUAUCUUUGGCGUUAACAUUUGUCCAGCCGUUUGACAAUGUGAUUAUGAUCCUAUCCGGAAUAUUUGUGAACCUCAGGAGUGUUCCAUGGUUUUUGCAUUGGAUAGUUAAGAUAUCUUGGUUUGAACUUGGAUUUGAAGCGCUCACUAUCCUUCAUUGGCAAAACGUGACUUAUAUUGCAUGUAGCGAAGAUCCGGAUGUACCGUGCCUGAUGGAUGGCAGCGAAGUUUUGGAUAAAUAUGAAUUUAAAGUAGCCAAUCUGAUGCCACACAUUUAUACCAUGAUUUGGCUGUACAUUGGUUUCCACGCUGUAUCGUUUGUGUGCUUCGUGACUAGGGCUCGCCUGAACAAACUGUCCUAG
Molecule: messenger RNA, 1914 nt
Organism: Macrosiphum euphorbiae (potato aphid)
Lineage: Eukaryota; Metazoa; Arthropoda; Insecta; Hemiptera; Aphididae
Source: the annotation of a GenBank genome assembly